GAGCUACUGGGCAAUAUUCUGACAGCGAGGACAGCACCAGACGCUAUACUCUCGCAAGCGUUUCGAUUUUCCUGAGCUGGCCAGGCGGAGGUGUAUGGCCCCGUACCCCUUUGAGAUGAAUCCCGUUGGCCUACCGGGGUCUCCGUCCCACGAGAUUAAACUCCACCAGAAAGAACAGUCGGAUACGGAGUGUGAGGAACUUCAACCCAAAGAUAUGACAACCGACAAAGGAUACAAAAGUAAGACGAGCAGUCUUCCAUUCAGCGUCGAAUCAUUGAUUUCCAAGAAAACAACCUGCAGGACUUACUAUUCUUCUCCCUCUUCGGAUUCGGGUCUCGUUCAACCGAAGCCUGUGGCGGCGACGGUGCAGAUCACCGAACAGUUUUCUCCAAGGACUUUUUACGUUGAGAGGAAAGUUUCCCCAGAAAGCUCGCAGAGCGUGUCGGACUGUCAGAAUGACGACAAUCACGAUUUUUGUGAGAAAGACCAGAGCACUUGGUUCCAGACUUCAUCUUUCUCGACUCCCCCCCGAAGCUUAAGUCCACCUCCAUGUCCUUUAAGGAAACAUAAAAACAACCGAAAACCUCGAACGCCUUUCACUACCUCCCAGCUGCUCGCUCUGGAAAGGAAGUUCCGACAAAAGCAGUACCUCUCCAUUGCAGAGCGAGCCGAAUUCUCCAACUCCCUCAAUUUGACCGAGACCCAGGUCAAAAUCUGGUUCCAAAACAGAAGGGCUAAAGCCAAGAGACUUCAGGAGGCCGAGUUGGAAAAGUACAAACUGGCGUCGAAACCCAUGCUACCUGCCUUUGCUCUGCCAUUCCCCCUGGGAGCGCACAUGGGCUCUCCAUCUCUCUAUGGACAUUCUAAUGCCUACCCCAGGCCCACUUUACCUGUUCCGGGACUCUUCGGUGGACCUGUCACCUAUGGAAUGUAUUAUUUGUCUUGACCUAGAUUGUGUAUUUACAUUUGAGAUAAAAUGAUAUGUCAUUUGUAUGUCUUCAAACAUGGUUGCAACACUUAACUUUACUCCCUGUCUGAAACAUGGAUAUAUAUUUUUUCCAGAAAGGCAACAUUUCCCAGAAAGCCCAUAGGCCUAUAUUUGUCUACGCGACAGAGAUCAUUUUUAGAUAUAUGUUGUAUACGCUCAUUAAAGUCAAAUAGGCCAAUACUUGUGGGACAUGUUCUCAUGCCUAGAUAUGCUUAGCCAAAUGUUGGCCACAUUGUUGAUUGAAGGAUGGUGAUUGCAAGAUAAUUUUAUAUCAAAGGCCUGUAGGCCUUAUUUUGUAUAUUUCCGAUAGCGAUUUCUGAUAGUUGAGCAAUUAUCAAUGGCCAAGUUGUUAAUGCACGUGAGGCCUUAAAACACAACCCGUUUGCCACUUGCAGCGUGUGUAAUUGAUCACUAGAUCUAUACAUUGUUUUGUAUCCAUUUCGAUUAUACACAAAGGGGGGCAUUAACAUUAAGUUUAUGUAAUUUAACAGGACUAGACAACGGCAAUAUCCUCGUGCAUAAUAUAUAGCCCUGUGCGCCAUGCAACGAAAAAGUACUUAAAAACAGCCUUAUUGAAAGUGCCUUCAAAUACCAACUAGGCCUAUUUUGAGCUCUCGAAAAGCUUACUUGAACUGUAAAAUGUCUGUCAUUUGUUCAACAUUAACGAUUUUUCACACUCAAUUGUACGUGCAUACAAUUAUGAAAAAUCAUGACCAACAGAAUUAUGCAUGUGUACAUUUGCCGCAUAUCUUUCCAUUUGCAAGCUCUGUAAAUCCUGUUUAUUUUCAUGGUGUGAAAUAUUACUUUAGAAAACAAAUGUGCAUAAACGAUUUGUACUUUUUCACUAUGAGAGGCCUUAAGACCAAUUACAAAUGGGAUAUUUGUAUGAUAUAAAAUUGAUUUUAUUUUCAAGAAAUAUAAAUAAUAUCAUUGUAAAUAGUGUUCACGUGUCCUGCAACUCUGAUGGAAGAAGGCGCAGGAAUAUUGAUAUUUAUUAAAUAUCUCUGUAUCUGUACUGUGUACAUACAUGGUCUUAUUUUAAUUAUUCACUUAUACCUGUAAAAACUGAGCUCAGUAAAUAAACAUUAUAAUUUAAACUUCUGUUGAAAUGCUUUUGUCUCGGUCAAUGAACACAGAUUACACGUAUUACACCACACGGUGAACAUCAAGAUUGAAAGGGAAAAUUGACUUGACAGGAACCAAUGUAGGUCUACAUUUUCUCCUCAUUUGAAAUGUGAGAACAAUUUCUAAUUUCAAGGUUCAGUAUUUAGCCUCCAUCUAUUUUGAAUGAAAUGUGUAUAAUUCGUUCAUCUAUGACGACUGAAAUGGUAAAUUGCUGCAACAAAAACGGCAAAAAGUUUUCUUGAUACUUGCAAUGUUUAAACGAACAAUAUCCUUAGGCUAUAUAUGUUUCUUAACAAUUUAAUUGUUGUGCGAAUUAGGCCUACUUUGACAAGAAAAACGGAAAUUAUAGGCUACCUUCACAAGACUAGACUUGUGCGGCUGUUGUAAUAUGCCCAUCACUACCAACAUAACCAUACGCUUUCAUAAGAUUUGUCCUUGAUAUAUUGUUUUAUUUGUGUCUUGUGGCCAUUUGAUAAGAUAAACGGUAGUUGAAACUACCAAUGACGU
Oncorhynchus kisutch (coho salmon) is the source of this 2620-nucleotide messenger RNA. RefSeq names its product homeobox protein MSH-C. Gene Ontology annotation, molecular function: DNA-binding transcription factor activity, RNA polymerase II-specific; RNA polymerase II transcription regulatory region sequence-specific DNA binding. Bases 95 to 946 code for a protein of 283 amino acids. Lineage: Eukaryota; Metazoa; Chordata; Actinopteri; Salmoniformes; Salmonidae. The record is from RefSeq and is a predicted model, not a curated record. The transcript is spliced from 2 exons. Gene Ontology annotation, biological process: regulation of transcription by RNA polymerase II; embryonic morphogenesis. Gene Ontology annotation, cellular component: nucleus.